AUGCAUCAGAGUCAGCUGGUAGCCUUGCUGCCUCCUAGCCCUGUUUCUGAUUCAUUAGAUCUGUGCUAUGUGUCCGCUUUGGCACAGGUGAAGAAAAUCAUGGCCCUUUCAUCUGCCAGCAGCACAGCUGCUGUAAACGACUCUGACACGCGUGUGGCAGGCUGCUUCCUCGUUGGCAUCCCUGGGCUGGAACACCUGCACAUCUGGCUCGCCAUCCCCUUGUAUGUAGCCGCCCUGGCAGGCAACAGCGUUUUAAUUUGUGUCAUCCUCUCCCAGCCAGGCCUGCACGAGCCCAUGUACGUAUUCCUGUCCAUGUUGGCCAGCUCCGAUAUCUUGCUCUCCACUUCCACGAUGCCCAAAGCACUGGCCAACUUCUGGCUAGGUUCUAGCCACAUUUCUUUUGAUGGCUGCCUCACCCAGAUGUUCUUCAUCCACUUCCUCUUUGUGGCUGACUCUGCUGUCCUGCUGGCCAUGGCCUUUGACCGUUUUGUGGCCAUCUGCUCCCCGCUGCGAUAUGCCACAAUCCUCACGAGCACGGUCAUUGGGAAGAUAGUCGCUGCCACCCUGACCCGCAGCUUCCUCCUCAUGUUUCCACCCAUCUUUCUUCUCAAGCGCCUGCACUACUGCCGGAUCAACGUCAUCGCACACACUUUUUGUGGGCACAUGGGCAUUGCCCGUCUGUCCUGUUCUGAUAUCUCCAUCAAUGUCUGGUACGGGUUGGCAGCCGCUCUACUCUCCACAGGCCUGGACAUCAUCCUUAUCACUGUUUCCUACAUUCACAUCCUCCGAGCUGUAUUCCGCCUUCCUUCUCGAAAUGCCCAGUCCAAGGCCCUGAGCACGUGUGGCUCCCAUGUGUGUGUCAUCCUCCUCUUCUCCGUCUUUGCCUACAGGUUUGGUGGGGGACGCAUCCCACGCUAUGUCCGCAUCCUCCUGGCCAACCUCUGUGUGGUCAUCCCACCUAUGCUGAAUCCCAUUAUUUAUGGAGUUAGGACCAAGCAGAUUUGGGAGGGGACUAAACAGAUGUUUUCAUAUCUUGCCCAGGAAUCUAAAUAA
Ailuropoda melanoleuca (giant panda) is the source of this 1053-nucleotide messenger RNA. Its product is annotated as olfactory receptor 52B6. NCBI's taxonomy places the organism in Eukaryota, Metazoa, Chordata, Mammalia, Carnivora, Ursidae. Gene Ontology annotation, cellular component: plasma membrane. Gene Ontology annotation, molecular function: olfactory receptor activity; G protein-coupled receptor activity. Gene Ontology annotation, biological process: G protein-coupled receptor signaling pathway. The record is from RefSeq and is a predicted model, not a curated record.